CCGGGGCUCGGCGCUGCCGUGCGUCACGGGAGGCUGGCGGCCAGCCCCGGCACCGGCAUCGCCACCGGCUGCGGCGCGGCCACCUGCACCGGAACCGACACCGCGCAGCGGCGGCGGGCCCCGACACCAGAACCGGGCGGAGGUACCGAGAGCGGCCCCGGGGCCCCGCGCCCGGGCGGCGGCAGCGAGCGGCGGUCCCCCGGCCGCUGCCCGGCCAUGCGGUGAGGGCUGCCCGCCGGCUCCGCGCAGCGACCGGAGGCACGGCCGAGCCGCGGCUGCGCUCGGUUCGCCGGCCCCGGUAGCGGCGGCGGGCUGGGCUCCGUUCUUCCUCCGCCACCGGUAGGGGCUGCCCCCGGUCCCGGCCCCGGAGCUGUUCUGCCUGCGUGAGAUCUGCGGAUUUCAGCGGAAAAAACAACAACCCAACAUCAAAACAACAACAAAAAAACCCCAGACCCCGGGAAAGUCGGCCCGGAAAGGAGUUGCAACACCCCCGGGCCGGGAUCGCGGGAGGUUGGGCUGCUCUUCGGGUCGAUUCCCACUGCUUUCCCAGCACCCACCAACCGGCAGCCGCUGACGGGAGGAAACUGGGGUGUUUUAUCCACAAGAACCCCGAGAAAAGUCGCUUGGGAUUUAUUUCCUCACUGUCAGACGAAUCUUUUCCUCCUGGAAAGUGAAACGACGGGAUCAGCGUCCUAGCAAGAUAAAACCUGCGUGGCCAUGGCAGAGCCCGGCUCUUGGGCCAGCUGCGGUUCAUAUCCCAUAGCAGCAGGGGAAAUGUCGCUUGCUUGACCGAGGAAUGUUGUUUUUAACCGGGGCGCUGGGACUUAGGGGGGUCACUUGGACAAACGGAACAAGGUAAGGGAUUUCUUUGCAACCCUUUUUUCUUUCCCUGAGACACUGGCCGAGCUUUUCCCCACAGCCCAGGUGACAAGCAAGCCGCUGGUAUCACCAGGGGAGGUUUUCUUUUGCUGCGUGGUUUGCGUUACAUGGUGUACCCCUCUGCCCUGGGACCGGCCAUGGCGUUGAAAGCCAGAGCACUUUACGACUUCCAGAGUGAAAACAAAGAGGAGAUCAGCAUCCAGGAGAACGAGGAGCUCGUCAUCUUCAGCGAGAACUCCCUGGACGGGUGGUUACAGGGCCAAAACAGCCGUGGGGAGACUGGCCUCUUCCCUGCCUCCUAUGUCGAAAUCCUCCGCUCCCGGUCGGGCUCCAGCUACAUGGACUACUCCGUCAGCCCGGCUGGCUCCCCCAGGCACGACUCCUCCUUCUACGCGGCUCCCCCCAACCCCGGUAUCUCCUACCAGGGCAGUUUUGAGGACGAUGAUGAUGAUGAUUGGGAUGACUGGGACGAUGCUUGCACGGUGGUGGAGGAGCCCCAGAGUGAGCCGGGAACCAAUGGGCACCCUUUGCCCAACCUGCAGUACCCGGCAGCCUAUGGGCAGCACCAGCAUGCCGGUUACUGGCCCAAGCCGGCGCUGGAGAGGCAGGACAGCAUGAGCUCCUCCAAGAGGGGCAGUGUGGUGGGGAGGAACCUCAACCGCUUCUCCUGCUUCGUCCGCUCAGGAGUGGAAGCCUUCAUCCUAGGUGACGUUCCCCUGAUGUCCAAGAUUGCCGAGGCAUACUGCAUUGAGAUGGGUUCCAAAGGUCCCCAGUGGAGAGCGAACCCCCACCCGUUCAUCUGCUCCGUGGAGGACCCAACCAAGCAAACCAAGUUCAAGGGCAUCAAGAGCUAUAUCUCCUACAAGCUGACCCCCAGCAACAUCAACUCCCCUGUCUACCGGCGGUACAAGCACUUUGACUGGCUCUACAAUCGCCUCCUGCACAAGUUCACGGUCAUCUCGGUGCCCCACCUGCCCGAGAAGCAGGCCACCGGGCGCUUCGAGGAGGACUUCAUCGAGAAGCGCAAGCGGCGGCUGAUCCUCUGGAUGGACCAUAUGACCAGCCACCCCGUGCUCUCCCAGUAUGAGGGCUUCCAGCACUUCCUCUGCUGCCGUGAUGAGAAGCAGUGGAAGCUGGGCAAACGCCGGGCGGAGAAGGAUGAAAUGGUGGGCGCCAGCUUCCUCCUCACCAUCCAGAUCCCCACGGAGCACCAGGACCUGCAGGACGUGGAGGACCGCGUGGAUGCCUUCAAGGCCUUCAGUAAGAAGAUGGACGACAGCGUCCUGCAGCUGACCAAUGUGGCCUCGGAGCUGGUGCGCAAGCAUGUGGGGGGCUUCAGGAAGGAGUUCCAGAAGCUGGGCAAUGCCUUCCAAGCCAUCAGCCACUCCUUUCACAUGGACCCCCCAUACAGCUUAGAUGCCCUCAACAAUGCCAUCUCCCACACGGGCAAGACGUACGAGACCGUCGGGGAGAUGUUCGCCGAGCAGCCCAAGAAUGACCUGUUCCUUAUGCUGGAUACUCUCUCUUUGUACCAAGGGCUCCUCUCCAACUUCCCAGACAUCAUCCACCUCCAGAAAGGCGCCUUUGCGAAAGUGAAGGAGAGCCAGCGGAUGAGCGACGAGGGCAGGAUGGACCAGGAGGAGGCGGACGGGAUCCGCAAGCGCUGCCGCGUGGUGGGCUUCGCCCUGCAAGCCGAGAUGAACCACUUCCACGAGCGGCGUGUGGCCGACUUCAAGAGGAUGAUGCAGUCUUACUUAAAGCAGCAGAUCAUCUUCUACCAGCGCGUCAGUCAGCAGCUGGAGAAGACGUUGCGCAUGUAUGACAACCUCUAACGCCUGCACUUGCUGCCACGCUGAAGUCAUGCCCUUCUCUAUCCACAGCCUCACAGACCUCCUCUGUUUGUGACAGGCUGAGAACGAACGGGAGCUCCUGACGCUAGUGACCAAAUACCUUUGGGCUUUCUCCCCUUUUCCUGGGCAGGCAGGCCGUGGUCCUGCGGGGAAGGGCUUGCCCGUGGGCUGACCAUGCCACCUCUUUCCCUGGGGACCUCCCGUCCUGCCGCGGGUCUGGCGAGGGCACGGGGAGGUCACAAGAGAGAUGGGCGUGGAGGUAAUGGUGCCGGUAUCUCUGCCCAGUGAUUUUUAGCUUUCUGAAAACCCAGGGUGCCUCCCAGCCCGCUGGGAGAAGGGAUCAAAGUGGUCGACAUUUUGCACGCUGAAAGCUUUUCUGAUGGAAAAAAGAGAAGAAAAAUAUCUUUAUUGGGAAGAGAUAUCUUUUAUGUCACGAGAUAUUUUCAAUACUUUCCAUUUUUCACAAA
Messenger RNA from Colius striatus (speckled mousebird), 3196 nucleotides. RefSeq names its product sorting nexin 33 (gene SNX33). Gene Ontology annotation, cellular component: plasma membrane; cytoplasmic vesicle. The coding region runs from base 987 to 2711 and encodes 574 amino acids. NCBI's taxonomy places the organism in Eukaryota, Metazoa, Chordata, Aves, Coliiformes, Coliidae. The transcript is spliced from 2 exons. The record is from RefSeq and is a predicted model, not a curated record. Gene Ontology annotation, molecular function: protein binding; phosphatidylinositol binding. Gene Ontology annotation, biological process: intracellular protein transport; cleavage furrow formation; endosomal transport.